GCCAGCAGCGCGCGGCGCGAGCCGCCUGAGGGAAACUAUAAUUCCCAUGAUGCACCGGUGCGGCAGGGCGGGCUCGGGGCGGAACCAAUCAGGCAGGGCGUGGUGAAGGGGGUGGCCAAUGGGGAGGAGGCUGGCGGCGGUUGGAGUUUGAAUUUGGAAGGGGGCUGAGGCAGGGCUGCCGUUAGGGUGUGGGGCUCGCGCGCUCGCCGCGUACCUGGGACCCCUGCGCUUGGUGCGCGUGGCUGUGGUUUUGGCGGGCGGCGCGGGCUGAGGGACGCUUUCUUCUUCCCUCCGGCCGCUGCCAGGAGAGCGCGGGGCUCCGCACCCCGGCGUGAGGGAAGAGGGGCGGGGGCGUCCCGGGGACGAACCGCCAUUCUGGAACUGCGUAGCAAACAGCUUCUCCUCUCGCUCAGUGCUAGCGGGGAGCCUGCUCGCUUGCUACGCGGUGGGGGAGAGUCUCCGCCGCUUUGCUCGUCCCCUCCCAGCAGGGAGGCAGGGGUCGGGACUCGCCUUUACCACAAGCCCGCUACAACGGCUCGUAGGCGAAAAGCCAGAGGGGCCUGACUCAGUUUACGGCGCUGCCGGAGGUCGCCGGUCGCCAGCCUCAGAGAAGAAUCUAAAGGAGAGGCUGUCAUGUCACAGGACUGCAACGAUGAGUGGGAGCUGAGCAAAGAGAAUGUGCAGCCCCUCCGGCAGGGGCGUGUUAUGUCCACCUUACAGGAAGCCCUGGCUCAGCAGGAGAGCUCCACCCACACUGCUGUUCAGCUCAAAAGACAGGAGUUUGAAUCAGAAAUCCGAUUUUACUCUGGAGAUGAUCCACUGGAUGUCUGGGACCGGUACAUCAAGUGGACAGAGCAAAUGUUCCCUCAAGGUGGAAAGGAGAGUAAUCUCGCCGCAAUAUUGGAAAGGGCAGUGAAAGCACUCAAUGAACAGCAGCGAUACUACAAAGAUCCCCGCUAUCUUAGUCUCUGGCUCAAGUUUGGAGAUUGUUGUAAUGAGCCCUUGGAUCUGUACAGUUACCUACAUAGCCAAGAAAUUGGCACAACACUGGCACUAUUCUACAUCACAUGGGCAGAAGUACUUGAGGCUAGAGGAAGUUUUAAGAAAGCAGAUCUGAUAUUCCAGGAAGGUCUUCAGCGCAAGGCUGAGCCUUUGGACAAACUCCUGUCCCAUCACAGGCAAUUUCAGGCCCGUGUUUCUCGGCAGACGCUACUGGGGCUUGAGGAAACUGCUGAUGAAAAAGAUACGGGUCUUCUGGGAACUGCAGAACCUCAGAGAAGCUCACUGGCAGAUCUAAAAGGCAGGGGGAAGAAAAAAGUGAGAGCCCCAAUUAGUCGUGUAGGAGAUGCACUUAAAGCCACGAACCAAACCAGAAGCUUCCAGACUGUAACUUCUCAGCAGUUUUCAAAUACUCCAGGUUUUGCCGUGUUUGAUGAAAAUUCAGCUUCUGGACCUGAGAUUCCUGUACUUACACCACAGCCGUGGACAGCACCUCCAGCUCCACGGGCCAAGGAGAAUGAACUAAGCGCAGGACCUUGGAACUCUGGCAGGCGUCCUCGCAGCAGUGCAAAUUCUGGUAUAGAAGUGCCCUGCCCACUGCCCAGUUUCACCCCGUAUGUGGAAGAGUCAGCUCAGCAACAAGUCAUGACUCCCUGCAAAAUUGAACCCAGCAUAAACUGUGUUUUAAGUGCUCGCAAACCUGAGAAAGAGGAGGACCCACUACAGCGAGUGCAAAAUUAUCAGCAGCACACUCAAGAAAAGAAAGAGGUGGUGAUGUACUGUAAAGAUAAAGUUUAUGCUGGAGUUGAAGAAUUUUCUUUGGAAGAGAUCCGAGCUGAAAUCUACAGAAAGAAAGCAAAAAAGAAAACUGAAGAGGAGAUGCAGGCCAUAGCACAGAAAAAGGAAGAAAUACAAAGGAAAAUUGAGGAGCUGGAGAAGAAAUUAAAGAUGAAAGAAGAUGACAAGCAGCAACAGCUGCGUGAACAGCCAACAGAGAUAACAGAAGCUUCACCACCUUUGGGACUGCAAGGACUUACUUUUUCCUGUGCAACAGAAGUUGGGGAGAAACAGCCUCAGCUGCAAAGUGAAUUCCAGGUCUCUGAAGAUACUGAACUACAUAAACCAUCUUGUUCUGAGGAGCUUAUCCAGUCUCUUGAUGUAUGCCCAGAUACACAAAGGGGAAAUGUGUUUUUAGACUCUGAGGAUGAACAGGAGGAACAGAGAGAUGAGGCCAACCUUGGAAACAAAGAUGUAGGUCUCCUUCCUCCACCCAAUCCUGCUACAUUUUUCUCCAUAUUUGAUGAAUCCUCUACUUUGGCAAAUGAGAAUAUAAGUUGUCCUGCAGAUCAUAUACAGAAAAGUGCCCGGCGCCCUCUUGCUGUUCGUAAACCUUCAGAUUCUCUAACUGCAAAGGAAAAUGUACCCCCAGAAGCCUGUGAUGAGCUGAAUGGAAUUGAACCUUUGUCUGAAGAUGCAAUUGUGACAGGCUCCUACAAGAAUCAAACCAUUUGUGCCAACCCAGAAGACACAUGUGACUUUGUCAGGGCUGCCCAUCUGGCCUCAACGCCCUUUCAUGGGGUGUUAGCUCAGAGAGUCCCAGCUCCUGCUUUUUCACAGAGUGUCCUGAAGGAAGACUGUCCAGAAUCUAAGAGUGCAUCUCUGAAUCAGGAAACGCUGGUUUGUGAGGGAGUGUACAAUGAAGCUCGUUGUGUAAAUAAACUGAGCCCAAUCAUGGAAGCAAGCCUGGAAGAUACUCGCUUGUCAGGUUCUUCUGUCUCCUCAGGAUCUUCUCUUUCCUCUGUUACACAAAUAUCUACUAUUAAAUACCGGCAUAUCCCUGAGAAACUGGAACUUGCUCAGAGCUUGCCUGCUGAAACGGUUACUGAUUCUGGAGGUAUCAGUGAAAGCAUUACUGCUGAUGAUGUAACGCAGUUCUUGUGGAGCGCUGAACAGCGUAAAAAACUUUUAGAUCCUAUGCCAGAAUCAUUGACUGCUGCUCCAGAUUUUCAUUUGGAGACUGGUGUUCUGCCUGUCAUGGAGUUUGAGAAAGACAUUGAGCUAGGAAAUGAGACUUACUGUAUCAAAUGGGAAUAUUGGAGCAAUGAAGAAUACAAGAUGGUUUUUGCCAUUCCAGCCAACUUUCCCCAGUUGGAUGCAAAGGGAUUUGCAAUAAAGGUGUAUUCUCAGCCUGUGCCUUGGGAUUUUUAUAUCACACUUCAGUUACAGGAGCGUUUGAAUACUGACUUUGACCAAAGCUUCAGUGAGAAUUGCAGCUGUUACUUGUAUCAAGAUGGCUGUGCUAUUUUGCACAGGGAUAUAAAUCGCUUCACGCUUGGGGAUGUUAUUCGUGGCUGUAAGUCCAUGACGGAGGAAGUUAUCCUACUGGUUGUUUAUAAUCUUCUGGGUGUGGUAGAGAAGCUCCACAAAGCAGAGAUUGUCCAUGGAGAUCUGAGUCCAGAGGUGUUCUUUCUGGGAGACAGGAUCUGUGAUCCAUUUGCUAACGAUGAGAUGACAAGAGCUCUGAAGAUAGUGGAUUUCUCUCACAGUCUAGAUUUGAGAUUACAGCCUCGAGUAAGUUUGCCCAACAGCUUUCCCAUAUCUCAGACCCCUCAUGGACAACAGCUUCUGGUGAAAAGUUCUCUUCCUUAUCAGGUAGACCUGGUUGGCAUUGCAGAUAUAGUCCAUUUGAUGCUGUUUGGGGUUCAUGUCCAGGUCUAUCAAGAGAAUUCCAUCUGGAAAAUCAGCCAAAAUGUAUCAAAGACUGUUGACAGUGAUUUCUGGAGUAAACUUUUUGGGAGAAUUCUGAAUGCAGAUGGUAAGUCCACAGUGCCUCUGCUGAGGGAGUUAAGAGAGGAAAUAAGUGGCAUGUUUGACAGCUGUUUCCAAGAACGUCUUUGUGAAUCCUUAGCUGCACUGGGAGAAACUUUCCUCUUGGAGAACUUCCUGUGAUUUUGUAGAGGACAAAUACAUUUUGUAUUAUAGAGAGGAAUUUGUUGUUAACUUUUUAUUUAUUGUUUUUCAAAUGUAAGCAUGAACAGUGAUUGUAGCCAUUUCUGCAAUACUUCACAUGGGACUCGCUAAAGAAUGUUGAUAUUGCAUCAGUGCGUAGGUGAUCUCCUAAGCCUCCUACAUGAACUAGUCCGUGUCUGAGCAGCUUGCCAGAGAAAAUUGGUUGUCGUAACUGUCCCCUUUUUGUAUAGCUCCUUAAAAAUGUGUUUAAUACCUAGUUCACACUGCAGUUUCUGAAACGUCUUUGUCCUACGUUUGGUUGGUCUUUUAAUCAGUAUUUCAUCAAUAAAGUUGUAUUUUGAUAGCAACUCUGUCAUAUUAAAUAUUACUGUCAGAUGGUUUCAAAAGACUUGAUUUAACAUCCAUGAUGGACUGCUUCUGCCUGACUGGGAAUUGUUUGUGACUGCUAGAUACAAAAGCCCCUCAUUUGGUGGCAGCUUUCAUAACCACACAGGACUUCCUGGACACUUGAACACAACUUGAAUGAUUCUACUUGGAAUGUGCUGUCAUGGAUGAUUGUCAUAAGAAAAAGUAGAUGAAGUAAUGAAUGAAAAAGAUGCAUACUUAUAUUUUUGCUUCUCAAUGCGUUUCAUUUACUUCUGCAAGGGCUAGAGUUACUGAAUUGAGCAUCUUUCAGAAAUCUCACUGAAGUCUAAAUUUGUCAUGUGCUGAAGUGUUUGCAGGUUUUUUGGGGAGGUUUUGUGGGUAGAUAUUUGUGUUAACCUUUUAUGCACUGUAUUACUGAAACCAAUACAAAGGCUUCAUUUUAUUCAAGAGAACAGGAUUUACAGGAUCCACAACUAAGAUGCUAUGUAUCUUAAGUGUAGAGGAACUUCUCAGACUUGGGAUUUACUUCCUCACAGCUUCUCCCACGUAUGAAAGUGAGAGUAGAAGACUGUAUCACUAGUGGUUUCUUCUCCCUAUAAAACCAAAUUGGCUGUAAGUGUUUUUUCAUUUGGUCAAAUUCUCUGGCCAUGGUUCUGCUUGAUUCUCCCCUGUUUAUCUGUUAUCUCUAAAUUCUGCUCUGGAACUUAAUUCUGUAUUUUCUAAGUUGUUACAAGCUAGCUUCUUUUUUCCUGUUCUUUCUGCAUAUGUCCAUCACGACUCCUCUUGCUUAGACCUGUGUUCUUUUUGCUCUUGCAGAUACCUAAUACCUUCUUUAGAGUCCAUUCAUGAAGGUUAUAUACUCUUGUAAUUUGGGAAUAGGACUUAAAUGCCCUGAUAGACAAACUUUAAUAUCUAAUGUAAACUGCUGCUGAAGAAUUCUUUUUGUAUGUUAAUGCCUCAAAUAAUGCUUCCUGUAACGCAAGUCAUUAGUUAGUCAUCUAUUGAGCAAGCAGAUGAAAUAAUGAUCUAUCUCUAGCCAGAGUUUGGAGCGAAGAUCACCGGUAGAGCAACUAGGAGCUAUGCAUUGGACUAACUUCUGUUAGCUCUAAAAGGACUUGCAUGUUUGUUAGUGCUUUCCUUUAGUUGAAAUUUGUUUUCUUUUGCUGAUCUUCUUACUUCCUUUUAGACAAAGUCUGGGGGAUCUCACUUACUGUCCUCUCACUUUCAGCCUUUUCAGUUUAUAUCCUGCAACACUGAUAUGAAAACCAGGUAGCUUAGGAAGAGAACGCUCAUAACAAAGUAUUGAUCAUCCCAAGGACUUCUCAGGCAAGACAUGUUUCCAGUCAACGUGGAACAACUUCACUACCUCUUCACCUAUUUCAUAAAUUUUAUUCACCAGAAAGCUUUUGAGAACAGUCUGAACACACAGAUAAGAGCUCUCAGCAGAAGUUCAGUAAAGGAAAUUUGUUCCUCAGGUAUUUAAAAUCUGUAAGUGAAUCUAUUUGUCUUUACUCUAACGAAGUCUACUUUAAAGCUGAAAUACUCCAUUAUUACUCCUAUGUUGACUUGGCAUCUGUUUUCUUUCUGAGCAAAAAGUGUGCUAAUCCUUCUCCAUCUACUAAGACUACCUUCGAUCAGUUGCAUAAAAGCAUGCAUCGUUACUUUUCAUGUAUGUCCCAGACAACACAAGCACCUCAGUUUAUCAUAACUAGAAAAUUAUUGGAACUCCUCUCCUACCCAAUACUGUAAAAUAAGAAACAUUUAGCAAUGGCAUUACAAACUUCUCCAUAAGAAACAAACACACACAAAUAAUGAAGAGGAACUAGCAGCUAUAAAAAGAAAGAGCAGACAUCUCUCUUCUGCUUGUUCACAGUUCUACUCUGAUGGAACUCUGCAUCUCUUCCACACAGGUUAGUCUCUGCCUACCCUAUCCUGUAAGUUGAUUGCACCAAUAUGUAAAAGGAGGUCAGGAAGCUCUUUCAGACAUCCCUGUUGUAUCUCUGUUCAAGUUUUGUUCUUGAAGCAACUGGGUGCAACCAUGAUCCAAUACAUUCCUUGGUCUUAUUUUCUUUUGUGCGCUCUUAUUCAUAUAAUAAACAAUAUAUUAAAAUCUGCAAUAGCUCAGAUUCCAUCACCGUAUUUUUUUAGUGAUAACCUCACUAGGACUUCUAGGCCUAGCCAUAAGGUAUAAUUUCACCCUACCCUCUACCUCUUGUGGCACUUAUUGUCAUCUUGGCAUCUGUAGAUGCCUCUUUUCCUCUGAAGAUGUUAGGACAAUUUUGAUCUCUAAGCAUCUUGUGGGCAAGGCUGGUGUCUCUUCUAUUUCAUGACUGGUCUAUUACAAUCAUGGCCUGUGAGAUCUUGGAGCAUGUCCGUCUUUUGCACAAUGAUUCAAAAAGUGAUGCUUAGGAAAAACUUGUCUAAGGUUGGAGGCAGACAGUUACUUUAAAAAAAAAAACAAAAAAAAAAAACCCAAAACCCCAAACCAACCAAAAAACAAACCUACAACAUGGCUUCAUGCCUGCUAAUGUGUGCUUUGUAUCAGAGGGUAAAUAGGUUUGAUCAUGUUCAGUUACCAGAAAGUAAUACCAUUGGCAUCUGGAAAGGAAGGUGCCAAGUUGACUAAUGUUUCCUGGGCGAAAUGCCACACACUUGAAAUCUUACAUAUCCAUUCUACUUGUCUUUGGUUCUUCUGUGUGUGAUGUGAAAACAUCAAACUCUUAUUAAAAUAAAAUAAAGGCUACCUUGCCUAAGUAAACUGGUUUCAGCAGAAUGACAUUUCCUUAAUCGUACAGUUGGUGGAUAUAACACAAGUUGUGUGGUAUUUGUCAAUAUGAAUCUUGGUCAAACAAAGCGCCUACUGAAUUUGGCAAAUCUGUGGUUAAAUUUCAGAGUUGGAAGAGCUCUGUUGUAAAUGUAGGAGAUGACAGACAGAAUUGUAGAAGGAGGUAUACUAUUUCAGUGUCCUAGAAAACCAAUUAUUCCUAAA
Molecule: messenger RNA, 7324 nt
Organism: Harpia harpyja (harpy eagle)
Lineage: Eukaryota; Metazoa; Chordata; Aves; Accipitriformes; Accipitridae
Gene: BUB1B
Product: BUB1 mitotic checkpoint serine/threonine kinase B
Exons: 24
Coding region: 634-3948 (1104 amino acids)
Biological process (GO): meiotic sister chromatid cohesion, centromeric; mitotic spindle assembly checkpoint signaling
Molecular function (GO): protein kinase activity
Source: RefSeq, a predicted model, not a curated record